UGAAGCUAAAUAACCCUCCUCGGUCAACCUCCGCCCCCUCUAAUCAGCAAGAUGACAUCGACAGGUGCGGCACCAUUCCGUUUGGUCCGCCGCAAAUCUUCAUAUACCGACUUAGCCGAUGACGAUGCAAGCUGUCGACUUAUGAACCUGUGCGAUACCGCCAACCUGGACUCUUUCGAGGCCGUUUGCGACGUUGUAAAGGACAAAUCCAGUGCUAUUGUGAAGGAAAUCCAUGCCAAGAACAAGCUGCUGGUAUCCAACGGGCACACCACCGUCUUCGCACCCCCAGAACCCGAGCAAGGCGACGACCACGGAAACCUGGUGCUGCGCACAUUCAGCGAGAGUGUCGAUGAGUCCGAGCAGACUGUGAUGACCCGAGAGUUCAUGGUGCACCUCGAGCAGGGCAACAAGGUCGAGGUGCGUGAGCGUCGCAAGAGCAAGGCAUCUGACGGUACUUUUGAGUACAACGAGAUGCAGAAAAUUAUUGAUUUGGCCAACAACUAAAGGCUCUACCAGGAGGAACCGAACACCUCCUUGGAAGGGAGUAUUCGAUCACCGUACUAUACCGUUUAAUACUAGUCCCUUUGAGAAUGUAGCU
Molecule: messenger RNA, 598 nt
Organism: Sphaeroforma arctica JP610
Lineage: Eukaryota; Ichthyosporea; Ichthyophonida
Exons: 1
Coding region: 52-504 (150 amino acids)
Source: RefSeq, a predicted model, not a curated record